GCUCUGGUUUACUCGUUAUUGGAAGUCGGCGGUCACUCGCGACGCGGGCAUUGCAGAUUUACUACACCGCAUUUUUACUUGUAUUUUUGUUUUAUAUCUGUCUAUAACUAAAUCUGCCGAAAUGUCUGUACCUCCUAAAAUAUUCGCCGCUGGAGAGGAUUGCAAGAGCAAUUGGAAAGAUGCGACAUCAGACUUCGAUGUAGUCGACCAGCACCUGGAAAUUAUGGGGAAACCAGUCAUGGAGCGUUGGGAAACGCCGUUCAUGCACAAGUUGGCUUCUAUUUCGGCUAGCAAAGGGGGCCGUGUGCUAGAGAUAGGUUUUGGAAUGGCAAUUGCUGCAACCAAGAUCGAAGAGUUUGAUAUUGAUGAGCAUGUGAUCAUCGAAUGCAACGACGGAGUCUUCCAAAGAUUGGAGAAGUGGAAGGCAGACCAGAAACACAAGAUUACACCGCUGAAAGGAAUGUGGGAAGACGUGUCGCCAACAUUGGAAGAUGGAACAUUUGAUGGCAUCCUGUACGACACAUACCCGCUGAGCGAGGACUCGUGGCACACGCACCAGUUUGACUUCAUCAGGCAGCACGCGUUUCGCCUGCUGAAGGCCGGCGGCGUGCUCACCUACACGAACCUGACCUCGAUGGGCGAGCUGAUGAAGACCAAGUACGACGACAUCGAGAAGAUGUUCCAGGAAACGCAGGUAGCAAAGCUGGUGGAAGCCGGAUUCAAGAAAGAGAAUAUCAGUACCGAACUGGUGCCAAUGUCACCGCCGCCGGAGUGCAGGUACUAUUCCUACAAAAUGAUGAUUGCCCCAACCGUCGUAAAGCAGUGAUGUCAGGUGACGCAGCCCACGUCGUUCAAAUUGCUAUAGGCAAGACUACAGAGUCGUUUUAAAUGUCGAGACCAAGACGAAGAUGAAUGCAAGUGUUUGGCCUUGACUGUGAGCUGUAAAGCGCACUGUUACGUUUACGUUGAAAGGUUCUGUGAUAGUUGGUGACUGUUUUUACUAAAUUUUUGUUUUUGAUGUCUAAAUUGUCUAACUACCUUUGUUUCCAACAAUGGGCCUCUGUUCCUAGCAAGUCUGCGUAAUGCGGGUAAUACGUCGGCAAUACGUUCGCCAUGUGUUCUACUACACUUUACACUACCUAGCCAACCGAUUGGGAUAGAUUUCGACUAUUAUAAGUUGGUGUAGGUUGUGUAUUAGACAUUCCGUGCUGAAUUAUAGUACGACCAACUUUAAAUUACUUUCAUCGCGUGCGCGCCGUUGCAUUUCACGCCGGCCAUCGAUAGCUAUUACCGAUCACAUCUCACUUUGCAAAGGUAAAAAUGCAAUUCUGUACUACUUGUGUCAAGGUAUAUGCCAUUUUUGUGGUCACAUGCAGUAUCAUUUAAUAAAAGUAUUGAUUGAAA
Messenger RNA from Priapulus caudatus, 1404 nucleotides. RefSeq names its product guanidinoacetate N-methyltransferase A-like. The coding region runs from base 122 to 826 and encodes 234 amino acids. Gene Ontology annotation, cellular component: cytoplasm; nucleus. The transcript is spliced from 6 exons. Gene Ontology annotation, biological process: creatine biosynthetic process. The record is from RefSeq and is a predicted model, not a curated record. NCBI's taxonomy places the organism in Eukaryota, Metazoa, Priapulida, Priapulimorpha, Priapulimorphida, Priapulidae. Gene Ontology annotation, molecular function: guanidinoacetate N-methyltransferase activity.